Molecule: messenger RNA, 1607 nt
Organism: Paramacrobiotus metropolitanus
Lineage: Eukaryota; Metazoa; Tardigrada; Eutardigrada; Parachela; Macrobiotidae
Exons: 3
Coding region: 748-1398 (216 amino acids)
Source: RefSeq, a predicted model, not a curated record
UUACGAUUUUUACGUUAUAAGUAUUCUUUGUCUAAAAUAUUCUGUAAUAAGCUCUGAUGUGAAUAUCAGACGACCAGUUCACCAUCACUCACCGUUCACGCCAACAAAAGGCAAAACAAUAAAAUUAUUAUUGCAGCAAAAUGCUGACGAGGUGAGUGCGAAAUUGUUGCACAUCUCUAAUAGCGCUGGCUGCGCUGCCUUUCCGAUCUGGACGACCUGCGACUUCAAUUUCGAAAGACUAACCUUUGCUUUCCCGGCUAUUUGUGACGCAUCAUCAAAAAUCUCCAGCUGUCUGCUGUAUUCCAGGAGUUUGGCUUGACGUCGCUCCUCAGCUUCUACAAUAAGAUCGGGAUAAUCCUCAGCAAAUCUCGUGUCUUCUCGCGUCCGCUGAUUAAGUGGUUUCUUGACGAUCCUUCGCGCCUACAAAAACACAAGCCUUGAGAAUUAUCAUACAAAUAUACCCCGACUUGGUGCGAAUUGGGUCUGCGCUUAAACGGAACAACUCAGUUACAACUGCAUGGAAAUCACAGAACCCUGUACCGUGAUUGGCUGACAGCCGCUUGCGAACUGCCGUCGCCUGAAAAGUCGUACUAGUAUAUAAGCCCGUCGACCGAGGUGGCUUCGUGAAGCAGUUGGCGCACCAGUCUGGACUCUGGAGUCAUCCAUAUCCGACUUGCUCCGUAUCCGACAUCCAAAUUCUACAUCACGAAUUUAUUGCGCAGAUGUAUACAUUGCCAUAAUAACAGGAUGUCUCGGCGAGCUGAAAUUUCCGCGGGACCCGCUCGGCGGAUCACCUUACCGGAAAAUUUGAAAAUUCCCAACAGCACUGCGCCGACAUAUCCGGUGGGUGCUGUAGUUAUGGUGGCUGGCGCCGGCGGGGGGUUGCAUGGCCCCGCAGCAAUGUAUCCAGAUCUAGCGAAACGCCUGACCGCUUAUCCCAAUAUUAUUACCGUACAAUGUGAUUACCGCUUUCCCGGAGAUCUGAUGCCUUGUAUCGAAGAUACUAUCGAAACACUAGAUAUUCUUAGACGGGAUUAUAACUGCGAGAGGGCUGUUAUUGUUGGUUGGUCAUUUGGCGGCGCUGUUGUUAUAUCAGCAGCGGCCCGACAUUCGAUGGUUAAUGGUAUUGCCACGGUUGCGUCGCAGACGGCGGGAACGGACAGCAUCGGGAAACUUGGAGGUCAAGGCGUUGCGAGUUUGUUCAUCCAUGGGACCGGCGAUUCCUGCCUGCCAGCCCGCUGUAGUGAACAGUUGUACCGGCUGGCCAGUGAUCCAAAAGAACUGGUCUUAUAUCCAGCUGAUAAUCAUGGAGUCACUAAUAAUAAAGAGCCAGCAAUGGGGAAAAUUGAGAAAUUUGUCGUUAACUUGUUGACUAAACCCGGAAAUGCUAGUACUUGAAUUGCUAAUAUCGGUUUUGACUUGACAUAGUCACGACCCACGCAAUAUGCAGCUUCACAAUGGAUAUCUUUCUCUUAACUCAUUUAUGGUUAGGUAUACAUGGUUAGGUAUUUACAUGCGAACAAUGAGAGGCAGAGAUUAUCUUACUCUCAUUGCCCUUUGUUGUGUUUAUAUAAGUAUUAUUAAGCGAACAUUGUAUUUUCAGGUUU